CGCUAGCAGUUGUUGUAAAGCCAACAUGGCAGCUGCCUAUCUAGCUUCAAAACAGCAUUCUGACCGUGAGAGGUGGGUAUGUAUAUACCCAGCAUACAUAAACAGCAAAAAGACUCUUGCUGAAGGCCGGAGGCUACCAAAAUCGCAGUGUGUGGAAAACCCGACCUACCAGGAGAUUCGGGACGUUCUAGAUGCAACCGGCUUCAAAGUAGGAGUUGAGAACAAGUUGUACCCCCGGGAACAAAACAAGGACAGUCUGCUGUAUCGAGGUCGCAUUCGGGUCCAGUUGAAGAAUGACGACAGCACACCAUGCAACCCUCAGUAUCCCACACGCAAAGCACUGAUGCACCACAUCUGUGACAUGAUUCCAAGACUGAAGACUCGAACCCAGCGGCAGGGCGGUGCCGACCAGCAAGCACAGGGCGGUGCCAAUGCCUCCAAAAAGGGAGGCAAAGGAGGCAAGGGUGGCAAAGGAAAGCGCUGAGUCCCACACACUCGUCGGAUUCCAAGAUGUGCACCGUUUCAGUGCAUUGAGACUUUGACCUUUCCAGGGUGCUCCUGUUGCCUUGUACUAUAAAGAUCUUUUCCAUUCCGA
Rhipicephalus microplus (southern cattle tick) is the source of this 595-nucleotide messenger RNA. It is a transcript of the gene Srp19, whose product is annotated as signal recognition particle 19. Gene Ontology annotation, molecular function: 7S RNA binding. Gene Ontology annotation, cellular component: signal recognition particle, endoplasmic reticulum targeting. NCBI's taxonomy places the organism in Eukaryota, Metazoa, Arthropoda, Arachnida, Ixodida, Ixodidae. The record is from RefSeq and is a predicted model, not a curated record. Gene Ontology annotation, biological process: SRP-dependent cotranslational protein targeting to membrane, signal sequence recognition; SRP-dependent cotranslational protein targeting to membrane.